Molecule: messenger RNA, 5096 nt
Organism: Callorhinchus milii (elephant shark)
Lineage: Eukaryota; Metazoa; Chordata; Chondrichthyes; Chimaeriformes; Callorhinchidae
Product: neuronal PAS domain-containing protein 3
Exons: 12
Coding region: 179-2962 (927 amino acids)
Biological process (GO): regulation of transcription by RNA polymerase II
Molecular function (GO): protein dimerization activity; RNA polymerase II transcription regulatory region sequence-specific DNA binding; DNA-binding transcription factor activity, RNA polymerase II-specific
Source: RefSeq, a predicted model, not a curated record
GUGUGUGUGUAUAUAUAUAUAUUAUAUAUUCAAAAAAAAACAAAAAUAAAGGGCAGCCCACCCUCACGGAGUGGAAGUUAUCACUAAUGGGAUUGAAGUUCAACUUGCUACUCAAGAGGAAACUGCAGUUCACUGAGACGCAACCGUGGAGCUGGCCGUUGGAGACCCGAGCGCGGGGAUGAUCAGGAUUUUCCCGGAUUUCAGUGUGCAAGUAACGGCAGCAACUGGUGGGGGAGGCGCCGCGGUUACUGCUGCACCUGGAGUGGGGAGACCCGCCGCCGCAGCUGCUAAUGGGACGCCCCAAAACGUGGGGCUCACAUCUUACCAACAACGAGGACCUUCAUUCUGCUACCAAGCCUCAGUCAUGCCAAGUUUACAAGCCUUGCGAAAGGAGAAAUCUCGAGAUGCUGCUCGAUCUCGCCGGGGAAAGGAAAACUUUGAAUUUUAUGAAUUGGCAAAAUUGCUCCCACUCCCAGCAGCCAUCACAAGUCAGUUAGACAAGGCAUCAAUCAUCCGACUCACCAUUAGUUACCUGAAAAUGAGGGAUUUUGCCAACCUAGGUGACCCUCCCUGGAACUUGAGAAUGGAAGGACCACCACCGAAUAUUUCUGUGAAAGCUAUAGGAGCCCAACGCAGGAGGAGCCCAAGUUCCACGGCGAUUGAAGUGUUUGAAACGCAUUUGGGCAGCAAUAUUCUACAGUCUCUGGAUGGAUUUUUAUUUGCACUAAAUCGAGAAGGAAAAUUUUUAUACAUCUCAGAAACAGUCUCCAUCUAUCUGGGCCUUUCACAGGUGGAACUGACAGGCAGCAGUGUGUUUGAUUAUGUCCACCCUGGAGACCAUGUGGAGAUGGCAGAGCAGCUGGGCAUGAAACUUCCCCCAGGGCGAGGCAUUCUCUCACAGGGUACCGCAGAGGAUGGAGCCAGCUCAGCAUCUUCGUCCUCACAGUCGGAGACCCCUGAGCCAGUGGAAUCUACAAGCCCAAGUUUACUGAGUAAUGACAAUACCUUGGAACGAUCAUUUUUUAUCAGAAUGAAGUCAACACUGACCAAACGGGGAAUUCACAUCAAGUCAUCGGGCUAUAAGGUAAUUCAUAUAACUGGACGGAUGCGCUUGAGAGUUUCUCUUUCUCACGGACGUGUGCUGCCUACACAGAUCAUGGGACUUGUAGUUAUGGCUCAUGCUCUGCCUCCUCCAACUAUUAAUGAAGUCAGGAUUGACUGCCAAAUGUUUGUCACCAAAGUAAAUUUGGACCUCAAUAUUGUUUACUGUGAAAACCGGAUAAGUGACUACAUGGACCUAACUCCUGUCGACAUUGUGGGCAAAAGAUGUUAUCAGUUCAUUCAUGCUGAAGAUGUAGAAGGGAUCAGGCACUGUCACUUGGAUUUAAUAAAUAAGGGCCAAUGUGUAACUAAGUACUAUCGCUGGCUACAGAAAAGUGGAGGUUAUAUUUGGAUCCAGUCCUGUGCUACUAUUGCCAUCAAUGGAAAAAAUGCUAAUGAGAAGAAUGUCAUCUGGGUCAAUUAUCUUCUAAGCGAUCCUGAAUACAAGGACAUUCCGAUGGAUAUUGUACAGUUGCCCAAUCUUCCUGAGAAAACAUCUGAAUCAUCUGAGACUUCUGAUUCCGAAUCUGAUUCAAAAGAAAACUCAGAGGAUAAUGAAAAUCCCAAGUCAGAUGAGAAGGGAAACCAGUCUGAAAACAGUGAUGAUCCAGAGUCAGACAGUAAGAAGCAGUCUGGGAACCACCCAGACCAUGAAAUGAACUGCAACGAUGAUGGCAAUAGCUCCAGCAACCAGGACAGCAGGGACAGUGAUGAUAGCUUUGAAAAUUCAGACUUUGAGGGCCAGAAAGCAGCUGAGGACAGCUUUGGCACUUUUGGUUCUAUGCAGAUCAAAGUGGAACGAUAUGCAGGCAGUGAAUCAGAGAUGCACUUGCCAAACCGGGAGUCAGUGACCUCAGACAGUGCCAAGGAUUCCGACAGCGCAGGAGAGAUGAACAUCCAGUCUUCCAGCAAACAUCAGAAGAGAAAGAAGAGGAGAAAAAAACAAAAAGGAGGCAGUGUUACACGUAGAAGGCUGUCAAGCGCUUCAAGCCCUAGUGGACUUGACCCAAACAUAGUAGACCAGCCUCAACUACUGUCUUCACCAAACAGUGCCUCAGUGCUUAAAAUUAAAACAGAAAUAACAGAACCUAUAAAUUUUGAUAAUGAUAGCAGUAUUUGGAAUUACCCUCCAAACAGAGAGAUCUCAAGGAAUGAAUCCCCUUUCAGUAUGACCAAGCCCCCUAGCUCUGAGCACUUCCCUUCUCCACAGGCCAGCACUAGUUUACACGUCACCAUUCCAGAUUCUGUUCUCACUCCCCCAGGGACUGAAAACACUGCCAGCCGUAAAACUCAGUUCAGCACCUCAUCCAGUGCCACCUUGGCUUCUGUAUCAUCAGACCCUCUCUCUCCCCCUCUCUCAGCUUCCCCACGAGACAAGCAGCCUGGUGGCUCCAGCACCACCAGUUCCGUGCUGUACACUAGUGACCUAGAAACUCUGCAGAGAUUACAGGCUGGUAAUGUGGUGCUUCCCCUAGUUCAUAGGGUGACAGGAUCCCUGGCUGCCACCAGCACUACUCCUCAGAGGGUGUAUACCACUGGCACCAUUCGGUAUGCUCCAGCUGAGGUGACUUUUGCAAUGCAGGGCAACUUGCUGCCUAACGCUCAUGCUGUUAACUUUGUGGAUGUUAACAGUUCCAGUUUUGGGUUAGAGCCCAAGACGCCAAUGGAAAUGCUUUAUCACCACGUACAUCGAAUUAAUAUGUCAGGGCCAUUCGGGAGCACUGUGAGUGGGGCCAGUUUGUCCCAAAUGCCUGCAGGGAAUAUGUUCACAACAGCAGAGGGACUCUUUUCCACACUUCCGUUUCCUGUGUACAGUAAUGGCAUUCACACUACACAAACGCUGGAACGUAAAGAGGAUUAAACUAUGACCAUAUACUGUGUUCAGUGUUAUACUCUGAGGCAUAGACAAUGUUUUCAUCUGAACUCUAGUGCUAGCACUUUGAACUUGAGCAGGUCAGCUCAUGCCAUCAAUACAACAGUUUUGUGUCUCCCUUGAACUAUGACUAAUCAUUCUGUGAUGUAAAGAGUUAUUUUUUUGCCUUCAGAGAGUUGAAUUACUAGUUACUUGUAAAUGUUUCUUCAAAGGUGUGUUUUCCGUUGCAUCUUUGUGAAGAUGCCUUUAAUGUGUACAUGACUCUGCCAUAAGAUGCAAAUGCAAUGGUCAAGAGGUUGUAAAAUGAAAGAAUCACAGAUUUUAAUCUAUAAUGAUCUUGAUAUGAUCAAGGUUGAAGGAGGUAAGUAUGGAACAGUGACCCUGUUUGACUAAGUCAGACAUUUAAAGGGGUUCUCUUUUUUUUCCUUUUUAAAAAUAGGGCAUAGUAUUUUGGAAUUUUAUGCAGAGUUUAAUUCUUUUUUAUGAUUCAGAUUUUUCUUACUUGCACAUAAAGCAAUUUGGGUUCUUACAUAAUUUGAUUCUGGCCUGUGACUAGAAUGUUAAACUCUUGAAAACCGUAGGAAGGUGGAAUCCAUGUGUAGUUAAUGAACCAUAAGUAGUCGUUACUUUUUGCUACCAUGGUGCUACCAUUUAUUAACCUUUGUUGUUUUCGUAAAAUAUGCAGCGGAUGGGCUGGAGUUUGUGGGAGAAAACUGUUUUGUACUAGACAAGUGGAUUUAGUUGCUAGCUUGUGGCUGCAGUUCCCUCAUUUUCUUAUGACCAGUACCUGCAUUAACAUCUGCUGCAGCCACGUAAACUUUACCUCCAGACUAAAAAACAAUGCCUCACACCAACGUUUUUAUAGUCAUGCCUUUUUUGAAAGUGCUUUAAGGAAACUCAAUGAGAUUGAGUCGAGGCAAGCUAUUUGCAUUUAUUUUCAGUUAUGUUUUUUCCCUCAGUAUAACUGAGGCUAAUCGACAACUUUAAAUAACAUUGUUUUAGAGUUCUAAAAGGAAUAUUUAACAUGUCGUUUCUUUAUUCUUCGCUUUUUGUUUACUGAAAUAGAGGAAAUUAUAAUUGUGCUUUAGUUGUUAGUACUGAAACAGAAAUUCAAGAUCGGGUUUAUAAGCUUGGAAUAGGUACACAAAUGAUAACUGCACAUGAAUUAAUAGACUCAGAAUUCUAUUUUUCUGUCAUCAUUUUGCCAAAAACACAUUCUAGUGUUUGACACUAUUUGUGAUUGUCAGUAUAAAUGCUUCUUUCACUCCAUCUUUGGCAGCUGUUCAUUAAGGCAUCUAAUAAUGAGAGUGACAUCAGUAAUGUGUACAAUGUGUAAGUGUCCUUGACUGUCAGUCCCAUUGCAAAAUUUUAAUGUGUGUUACUAUAUGCAGUAUAUACUAAGCUAAUGUGGCAAUAUUGUCCUUUGUCUUCACUGUGCUUUAUCUCUAGUCUGCAAUGGUCAGUUCCAUUACCGCAAUCCUAGUGAACCAGUGAUUCUUGGGAGGUGGUGUUUUUGUGUAAUGGCCUUUCUCUGUAGUGUCACCUUAUGCUGCUCCCCCUGUCUGUAUAUUUUUUGUUUCUGCUGUUGCUUUGCUGUGUAUUCUUCAGACCUCUCUCAGAGAUAAAAGACUCUUAACUAGCUCAUGGUUAAUGGAGCCAUUUUCACAGAGGAAUUCUGGGCAUGACUUAUCUUCCAUCUUGCCAAACAAUGCACUAAAUAGCAGGGCUCGGAUGUGGGUGCCAGAUUGCUGCCAUGGAGCCUCAGCUAUAAACAUUCCCAGAGUCCCUUGUGCUCUAACUGCAAACAAUAGCUAAAAACAGCAAAAAGGAGCUGUUUUUUAAUGUUUCUGUGUCGGUGUCAGAUGGUUUCUGGUGAUUUGAACUAACAAUAAUCACAGCUACUGUCAAAUCACAUAGUGUUUAAAAUUACAGUAUGAAAAAUUCAUCACCUGUGAAGGCUGUGUCUGUGUUUUUAACUAUUUCUUGUACAAGUAUAUAAAAUAUUUUAUGAGGAACUGGUGCCAAGUAGCUGAAUAAUGGGGUAAGGGAUUCUGUUAGGUAUCAAUGUUAACAGUGUUACAAGCUCUACAAUACAAAACGAUUAAAAGUAAAUUUAAAGAGA